This is a messenger RNA of Folsomia candida, 1146 nucleotides long. RefSeq lists its product as uncharacterized. The transcript has 2 exons. The record is from RefSeq and is a predicted model, not a curated record. The coding region runs from base 311 to 952 and encodes 213 amino acids. NCBI's taxonomy places the organism in Eukaryota, Metazoa, Arthropoda, Collembola, Entomobryomorpha, Isotomidae.
UUUCCACAAUUAAACCACCUCAAAAAUUACAAAUUUUCCAUUUAUCAUGUAAACAAAUUCAUUCAAAUUUUACUACUUUUCCAUACCAUGGAUGUUUCCUGCUGUCCCUACGUGUGCGACAGAUUCAGGCAUUGUUUGAAUUAGUGAUUUGCACGAAUUCGUUCAAGAAUAUCCGGAAAUUCCAACCUAUCACACAACCCAUUGUAGUCCCACCAUCCCAAUUGGAAACUUUGGUGUGCUGGUAACGAGUGGAGAAUGUUUUAAUAUUUAUCCGCAAGAAAAUUGCACCGGGUCCUUUAUUCGGGCCAGCAUGUUGUCCGACACGGCGCUACUUUCAAAAACAUAUCAGUGGACGGGGAAUGACUUGAUCAAGGAGGAUUUGCGCAUAGGAUCAAUCGGCCCUUGUUUUGAUCGGUGUGACCCGAGAAAUUGGCAGGGCGAUGAAAAACACUCGGUUGAGGUCACCUUCUAUGAGUACCACGACUUUAAAGGCCUCGCUACCAACGUCAACCUCAGUGGAGGUUGCGUCACUCUGAAUAAGCAACGUAGAGAAUAUUUAUCCAUCCGUACCCACGGCCAAUGCGUCGUCCUCUACGCUUUAGAAGAAUGCAAAGACACGCGGGGACACCACGUUUUGCAAUCGGAGGGAAAGUCGAAGGAGUAUUAUGUCCAGAAACUUCUGACCGGGACGACUCCAUAUUUUCCGAAAUCUAUCCGGUUAUGUGGAAAUGACCAGCUUGAAGUACGAGAUGACUGUCAUGCAGGCGGAUUUUGUUUAAAGUUGUCGUGUUUCUCGGUUUUAUGGGGAAUUAUACUGUUGAUCUUUGUUGGAAUUAUUUUAAUUUCUCUGUCAGCUUUAGGCGGAGUUCUGAUUUUUAAAUCCUUCGUAAACCAUGUGCACCAGGGUAAUAACACGGCCAUGUUGGAUGUGGUCUAUAAAUCUAAUGUUUAAAGUGUCAUUAAACUUGUUGAACAAAACUUUGCAUGUAAAUGAUAACUUCACAUUUGUUAUGUUUGGGGUGUAGUUAUAUUUACGUAAAGAUUUGUUUCACGACAAGUAAGUAAAUACUUCCUUGUACAAUAUAUUAAACAAAUGAUUAUGUAAUAUUUAGUUUGCUCUAAAUUUACCUAAUAAACUUGGAUAGU